AUGGCAGUCGUUUCGGGGUCAGAGGUCAUGGGAGAGGUGGAGAUGGAUGGAGCAUGUUUCGGUUUUAUGCAUUUUGGCAAUCAGACUAGUAGAGAAUUCCUGAGCAUUCCGGAAUGCAUGAAGGGACCAGAAAGCAGCCAGUGCGCUACUGAGAACAUCCUAUCAAAUCCGUAUUCAGGUAUCCAGUUUGCAUUCGACAAACGACGUCGAAACCUGGAGAAGCGUAAGAGCCGUUUGUUGCAAUACGAGGCGGAUUUGAAAGACGGUAAGAAACUUAGCGAGCAGCAGGUCGAAGCUCGAUAUUGCAUUGGAGAAGUUGAUACACAGCUGGACUUUCUGAAGGAUAUCAGCAGGGUUGUACAGGCACUACAAAAAGAAUAUGUUCGUACCAUGAAACAACGGGACGAUGGGAUGAAGAAAGAUCUUGUUGAACUUGAGCGAAAACAUUUAGAAGAUUUCAUCCAUUUUCAAAAUGUCAUCGAACGAUUCGCCAAAGUGGAAAACAAAAGUGUCUUUCUAAAUGGGACGGACAAUGAAGCGAAGAUUACCAAAGAGGAGUGUAAACUGAUUGAGACUUUGUCGGAAUCAUUCGGUUUGAAAUGCGGUGAGUCGAAAACCCUUAUGGAUUCCAAGAAAUGUGAAGACGCUUCGAUGCUAGCUUAUGGGAUUCUCGUAGGAAACAAAGAAAAAGUUGUGAAUGAUUUCUCAGGAAUUCAAAUUAGGGAACUAUUGGAGAAAAUUGCAAAUUCUGAGCAUAUGCGACCUGAUGCUGAGAAAUUUGUUAAACUUAGUGAGUCUGCGAUGGAAUCCGAGGUUGAACAGCCGAAAAAAGAUCCAAAAGUAGUUUUUGUACAUGUUGCUAAUGGAUCAGUGGAAAACUGUGCAGAAGGCGAUAUAAAUCAUGCAGGCGAUACGGAGUUUGGUUUUGAGGGUGGAAUCGAUCCGAAGGCGCUUAUACGUGACCCGCCACCACCAAUUCCUUUUCCAGCUACGGUGGUCUCAGAAGAUCCUGUAAAUGCCAUCAGUGCUCGUAAUCACAAUGUGUGGCGUACAGAGGCUAAACCAGAAGUGUCAUCGAAGCGACGUUUGGAUGGAGCCCAGAAUGGUUUUAUUAAUGAUGUUGAACAGGUGGGUAGAGCUCGUGGUGAUGAACGUCAACAGAUGCGUCAAGCUAAAGUCAUUGGUGCUCCGUGUAAUAACAUUGGAAUUGGCGACAUGAAAGGAGGCGAUCUCGGAAAAAUUCCAGUUAUUGGACGUGGUCGUGGUCGUGGUCGACGUCAGGAACGUGAUAGCUUUGAUGGCCCACGAAACACUCGUGGCGUAGCUCGUGGUCGAGGUUUUGGCGGUUUAGGUGCUCGAAGCGGUGUUUCCGAUUUUGCACCGCAUGGUCCCGGCAUUCGAAAUGGCAAUAAUAGUAACAACAGUCAGAUUAAUGGUGGUUUCAAAGGUAAUGUUAAUGGAGAAAGGGCCCGUAAUGGAUCUGGAUGCAAUGAACCGCCACAGCCUCCGCGCCGAUUAGGGUUUAAUUUUGCUUCGGAUGCAUUCUAA
This is a messenger RNA of Acanthocheilonema viteae, 1548 nucleotides long. NCBI's taxonomy places the organism in Eukaryota, Metazoa, Nematoda, Chromadorea, Rhabditida, Onchocercidae. The record is from the annotation of a GenBank genome assembly.